GUCGCAAAUGUACUACCUCCACCCAUCCUGGACACCGGGGCAUGCAAAACGAACAGACCCAUUGGGACAACAGGCGUACAUUUUUACUCAUUUAUUUUACGUUUAAAUGAGCAAAUACCAGCACUGCAAUGGCAAUUGACUGGCUUGGAUUUGGCUACGCUGCAGCCAUAGUCUUUGGGGGAUUCAUGGGAUACAAGAAAAAAGGUAGUGUCAUGUCACUGAUAGCUGGGCUAUUGUUUGGCAGCAUAGCCGCCUAUGGGGCCUUCAUGAUUUCAAAUGACCCAACCAAGACUUUCUACUCCCUCGUUGCCUCAGGAGCGCUGACAAUAGUAAUGGGAAUGAGAUUCAAGAAAUCUGGUAAAAUAAUGCCAGGUGGUAUCAUGGCAGGACUAAGUGUGCUGAUGGUCCUACGACUUCUCUUCAUGAGUGUCAUUGUAAUGUGAUUUGAACAAUACAACAACCAACUAAAGCAAGAUGGAAAAUGUCAUCACAAGGGAUGAAUUUGCAUUUGCACAUUGUUUGUGCUUGCCUAUAUGUAUUAUUGUAAUCAUCCUUAAUGUUUGUACGUUCUUUAAAGAACUUGAUCCUGCAACCUAUGAUCAUAUUACUGCUUUUAUGUAAUUCCUAAAGUAUGCAGCACUGGGGCAAUGAGUGCACAUACACAAUGACUAAAUGCUAUGUGAAUGGUGAGUAAAAAGGUUGUUACAGUGCCUUGCAAAAGUAUUCAUCCCCCUUGGUGUUUUCCCCAUUUUUUUGCAUUACAACCUGUAAUUUAAAUUGAUUUUUAUUUGGAUUUCAUGUAAUGGACAUACACAAAAUAGUCCAAAUUGGAUGAAGUGAAAUUUUAAAAAGUACUUGUUUAAAAAAAAUCAAAAAAAUUAAAAUGGAAAAGUGGUGCGUGCAUAUGUAUUCACCCCCUUUGCUAUGAUACCCCUAAAUAAGAUCUGGUGCAA
Molecule: messenger RNA, 953 nt
Organism: Salvelinus namaycush (lake trout)
Lineage: Eukaryota; Metazoa; Chordata; Actinopteri; Salmoniformes; Salmonidae
Product: transmembrane protein 14A-like
Exons: 5
Coding region: 129-443 (104 amino acids)
Biological process (GO): regulation of heme biosynthetic process
Cellular component (GO): mitochondrial membrane
Source: RefSeq, a predicted model, not a curated record